This is a messenger RNA of Panicum virgatum (switchgrass), 3052 nucleotides long. RefSeq lists its product as uncharacterized. Lineage: Eukaryota; Viridiplantae; Streptophyta; Magnoliopsida; Poales; Poaceae. The record is from RefSeq and is a predicted model, not a curated record. Bases 2305 to 2802 code for a protein of 165 amino acids. The transcript is spliced from 2 exons.
CGCAAGUCGUAGACGAGAGACGACGGGUCGGGCGUAGUCACGGGCCGGGGGGCUUUUGCAAAAUUUCCGUGCAUGUCGAUGGGUGUCGACAGCCCGUUGUACAUGCCCUUAGCAUCGGCCGACUUUCUCUGGCGUUGUCAUCCAUCCAUCAGACUAUCAGAGACGAAGUCGUCUGUGUUUAGUUCCUCUGGAAUUUACUGUAGCGCUGGGAAAAACACUGUACCACUUUUCGUUUGUUUGUGGUUGAUAUUGUCCUACCAUGACCUAACUAUGCUCAAAAGAUUCGUCUCGCAACGUACAUCAAAACUAUGCAAUUAGUUUUUUAUUUACCUACAUUUAUUACUCCAUGUAUGGAUCAUUUACUACAUUUAAUGUUUCGAUGUGAUGGAGAUGUGAUAAAGAUGUGAUGGAAAAUAAUGUUUUUGUGGGGGUUUUUUAUCUAAACGGGGCCGAAGACGACGGGCAGGAGAGAGCGGAGCCCCAAAAACAUGAUCCCGUCUCAGGGGCCGUUUAGUUCCCAAAAAUUUUCACCCAAAAAUUUUCACCUUCCUUUUGAACACAUGUAUGAAGCACUAAAUAUAAUUAAAUAAUAAAACUAAUUACACAGUUAGGAUGUACACGACGAGACGAAUCUUUCGAGCAUAAUUAGUGCAUGAUUAGACAUAAGUGCUACAGUAACCCCACAUGUGCUAAUGAUGUGGUCAAAGGCCUCAAAAGAUUCGUCUCGCGGUUUCCAAGUGAGUUCUGAAAUUAGUUUUUUAAUUAGUGUCCGAAAAAUCCUCCCGAUAUCUGGUCAAAGUGUCGAUUUGACAUCCAAAAAUUUUUGUUUUUGGAACUAAACGGACCCUCAGCAAGCAGGUGUUGGAAUGGUCCAGUUUCUCUCUCCCGAUCGACCAAUCCUGGCUGAUCAGACAUCUACCUUAUUUUCUUUGCGAGAAAAACCUCAUUGCUGGUGCGGUCUGUGUCUGAUGUCAUGUGUGUGUGCCUGUGUGUAGAAGCUGCUAUUCGCUUCGUUUUUUUUAAAAAAAAUCGACUCACCAUUUUGAUUCUAAAAAACUUGGCAUGCAGGGGAAAGACCAUCCCCACAUCAUUGUAUCAAGAAGAAAACCUUCUCACAUAGGUCAAAAAAACCCCUCGAAUCUCUGCCCCCACCCAUACACAGUGGCCCGUCGCUUUGUGAGUUAGACCGGACUCAAACUAUAUUUUGAACAUGAAAAUAGAUGAAUUUUUUUUUACUCUUGCACUACCAACCGAAAAAUUCAUCCCGAAAGGUAUCGAACCCCGGUCGGCAGGCAGGAUCGCCUAAAAAAAGGUUUAGGACUAAUGUAUAUGUGAAAAGUGAGACAAAUUAGGAGUGGAGAAAGAUGAAUUUAAUUAGGUGGUAGGAUAUAUAGAUGCAUGCUGAUGCUUUAUUUUAUUGUUGAUACAAGCCCACAUUCCCACAACUUGUGAAGAAUAUAUAGAGCUUUUGGACAACAGAAUCAUAUCCCGGCAACCAGUCUCGAGCAGGCCUCCAUAAUCUCAAGCAGGCCUGUGCCUUCGACAAAGACGACAAGGCCCCCAGACUUGGAAGGAUGAUACGCGACGGCGUCGAGGCCCGAGGCCCAAAAGUAACAUCCUGGGCCAAGUCGGCGGCCCCGUGGACGAUGACACUUACUUGACACCAGUUUAGCUGCACUACAACAAAUACAAACUUCUUUUCGCUCAGGUUUGUGGAGCUCAAAAAGGCAGGCAGAAGUAAGCCUUGCGUUGACUCCACAUGUGAGAUGUCCCAUCGGCAUGAGAAGCCAGCGACUGUACAAUUCGCAGGGACACCUAUCCUCCGCCUGACGCCGGGGAUCACCGGCGUCCCGCGGCGGCGCCGGCAAUCUGGCAGGCUCACCGGAAGCGUGGAGGAACUGAUUCCAGUCGCCUUUGCCCCGGAUGAUUGGGUUGGUUGGAAAGGAACGUGGGCAAGCCUGGCACAUCGUUAUCGGUCGUCCCUGUGCUAGCUGACUACCUCCACGCGCCGUCCCCGCGCGGUCGGCGCAGACCCACCUUCCUUGCAGUUGCAACUGCAUUUUCAUUCAGUUCCCCUGCACCUGCAAAGGCCUCCUGGGCAGCUCUCCCGGCAUCUGGCUGUCUAUAUAUGUGCUGGCUGACUUGUCCCUCGUCGGCUGAGUGAGCAGGAUCGGAUCGACAAGGCGACGCAGGAUCCCAACCAAUCCAGGCAUCGAGCAACAGUUAACCGCCUGACAAGAAGGCAAGAACACGAGGCAGCUGCCGCCUGAAUCAAGCUAGCUCGGUUCGCCGCUGGAUCAGCCGAUGGACAUGGAGAUGGAGAAGAAGGACGCGUCGUCGGCGCUCCAGAGGAGCCUCUCCGCCGUCACCUACUGCUGCGGCGCGUGUGGGUACGACCUGCGCCUGCGCUCGUCGGACCGGAACACGGCGGGCAUCGUGGGCGGCGGGUACGGGCGCGCGGCGCGGCGCGGGGUGGUGGCCUUCGACGCCAUCGACGACGCGCGGUUCUGCUGCGUCGACGAGUUCUGCUGCGUCGACGUGCACGCUCGCAGGCUCUUCGUGCGCCGCAUCCGCCUCCUCUGCCGCAAGUGCGGUGCCAGGCUCUUCGUGCGCCGCAUCCGCCUCCUCUGCCGCAAGUGCGGCGCCACCCUCGGCUUCGGCUACGACAACCGCGGCCGCGGCGCCAACGGCAGCAAGUCCCCGCGCUACGACAUCAGGAUCCGCGCCCUCCAGCCUCUGGCCGACGCCGACGGCGGCGACGGCACGGCCGCCUCGCCGCCCGCGCCGUCGGACGGUGCCUGACGGGUUCCCCGUUCUACCGUCCGUUCGAUCUCCGCGCCGUGAAGAUUCUUGUCUUGUCUUGCUCCUUUCCAGUGACGCGUUUGCUGCUGUUUUUUCCCUGCAAGUCGCCGUCGCCCGUGGUUUUGUCCGCAAGCAGCUCUCUCGCUUGCAUCUCAAGAAAUGUACAAAUUGGUGGUGUCCUUUUCUUCCCCCCCUCCCGAUUUUCUUUGUAAUUUUUUACUUGAAAGAAAAGGGAUUUGUUUGUCGAUCU